This is a messenger RNA of Carcharodon carcharias (great white shark), 3000 nucleotides long. RefSeq names its product sorbin and SH3 domain containing 3 (gene sorbs3). The record is from RefSeq and is a predicted model, not a curated record. The coding region runs from base 234 to 2831 and encodes 865 amino acids. Gene Ontology annotation, molecular function: protein binding. NCBI's taxonomy places the organism in Eukaryota, Metazoa, Chordata, Chondrichthyes, Lamniformes, Lamnidae. The transcript is spliced from 21 exons.
ACAUCCACUCACACGCAAACACACACACUCAUUGACCUUCACAAGUAACAGGAAAUAGCUCCAGUCAAAACCUGAUCUUGAGAAGAGGACUUUAGACCAGCUGUUGAAGAGAGAGAGGGAGAGUCACACAGUCACCAACAGCAGUGCAGCUCAUCUGAAACACGGCCAGAUCGACAAUCUGUAAAGGAAGCUGGGGUCUGGAACUGAAGCAAACAUUCCCCACAGUUGACAGAAUGGAGUCAACGGAUGGUCCCAUAUUCCAGCCCAAAAUCUUCCUGGUUUCCAAGCACACAAGCGUCCAGCUGGCAGAGCAACCGAGUGGGACAUUCCGGAAGAGGACUCCGCCACCACUGAAAGAUGUAACAACUCCCCCGUCUGACUCCAUCAAUUCUCCCGCACUGAAAGACUUCAUCCCUUCUCACCUUCAGAAUCAGCUGACCACUGAGCUCCUCUCAACUCCAGAAACCGCCAUCAAUGGUUGGAAUGAACCAUUGGAGCCUGUGAUGGUCCCCCUGAUCAAUGGAAUUAAAAGACACUCUGGAUGUCCAGAUGCAGCACUCACCCAUCAUCCCAGGGUGGAUACUGGAACAGCUCAGGAUGAAAGUAGAGCUCGACGGGAAAAGAUCUGGAUAAAGUACGACGGUGUUGGUCCAAUGGAUGAAGUGGGAAUGCCUAUAGCUUCCAGGCCGAGUGUGAACAAGCCAAGGGAUUGGUACAAGAGAAUGUUUCAACAAAUUCACAGUAGACCCACAGGUUAUGAAUUUGGCACCUAUGAUGUCACAGACCAGUCAGACAGAGAGUCCCUCUCAAGUGACCUGCCUCAUGGUUUGACAGAAGUGGAGGUUCCAGAAUCUGAUAUUCUGCAGCCAGAUUUCACCCUGAGCCACUGGAAGGAGCUAGAACUUAGAGGGGUGCAGAGUGAAGGCCACAGGCUGCAGGCUCAGCACAGGAGCAUCUUCAACUAUGAGCCACAGGACUGCACAGCCCAGGAGCCUGAGCAACAGGCUGAGUCUUCAAUUCUGAGCUCUUCGACCAGGAGACUCUCAAACUCAGUUGAGAUCUCACUCGAGAAAGAGCUGAGCCAGUUGGAAGCUGAGUUAGAUUCCGAUCUGCAGAACCUCGAGCUGCGGCUGGCAGAGAGAGACAGGACACAUCAGGAAAGAUCGGGAAGCUGGCAGCUGGGAGGGCAGCCUCUGAGAGUCAGUGCGAUGAACUCGCCUCCUGGGUGGGACCGGUCAUCUGUCCAUCUCCAACCUAAUGGUCAACGCAGCGAGUUGCCCAGCAACGGGAGCAUCCAUGGAGAUGUGAACGGGAGAGAUCAUCCAGGAUCUUCUUCAGGAGAUUCUUGGAACUCUGGGAAUAACGAGAGCAGUCCUGACAGGAAACAGGACAGAGGGUCGGAUCAGUCACACAACACAGAAAUGGCAAAGAUGAAGGCUGCCCGUGCAAAGUUUGAUUUCCAGGCUGAAUCUCCGAAGGAACUCACUCUUCAAAAGGGAGAUGUUGUCUACAUCCACAAAGUGCUCGACCAGAACUGGCUGAAAGGGGAGCACCAUGGGAGGCUCGGAAUCUUUCCUACAUCUUAUGUUGAGUUUAUUCCUGCUACUGAGAGACCGACUCCGAUUAAAAGCCCGCCCAUUCAAGUCCUGGAGUAUGGAGAAGCUAUUGCCGUAUUCACUUUCAAAGGGGACCUAAGUGUGGAGCUCUCCUUUCGCAAGGGUGAAACCAUCUCACUGAUCCGAAGAGUUGAUGACAACUGGUUGGAGGGAAGAAUAACAGGCACCAAUCGACAAGGGAUCUUUCCAGCCAAUUAUGUACAGGUGGUGAAAAGUCCAAAGGUGAAAAAUGCUAGUGAAUAUGCCACUGGUCCAGCCCCAAUGUCCCAAAAUCACCACUACCCCAAUACAUCAUCCAGCCCCCCUAUCCAGCAACCCCCUAAAAACUCACAACCCCCCAGAACCCAGCAAUACCCCACAACCUCGCCGGCCUCCACAAUCCAGAAAUACCCCAAUACUUCACCAACUGCUCCAACCCAGCAAUAUCAAAAAACCUUACUGAGUCCCCCAACCCCAGAUCGUUACAAUCCUUCAAACCCCAUAACCCAGCCAUACCCCAAAGCCCCACCAAUCACUCCAACCCAGCAAUACCCCAAUAUUUCACCCACCCCAAUAACCCAGCCAUACCCCAAAGCCCCGCCAAUCGCUCCGACCCAGCAAUACCCCAAUAUUUCACCCACCCCAAUAACCCAGCCAUACCCCAAGAUGUCAUCAACUCUGCCAACCCAGCAAUGCUCCACAUCCUCACCAACCUCCACAAAACGGGAGCGCUCGGAUUCAUUGACUAGACUCCCAGACAAACAUUACUCAGUACCAAUGCCAUCCAUCAAUCAGCAGACAGUUCUGGCAUCAAGCACCAAUCAGCACUUAUUGCCAGCUUUGUCGACCAAUCAGCACAAAGACAGUUCAGCCGCCCCUCUCACCUGGCACCUGCAGUCGCCACCUCCUCAGCCGGGCCUAAGCUCAGUAACCGUGCCAACUGCUUCCUCCGUUCAGCAGUUCCAGAUGACUUCUGACCCCGGUCUGCAGUCGGGCAGAAUUUACACUGAACCAAUAGGAUCCCAGAUGGUUCCCUCAGGCAAUGUGCUUGGUGCAGGCUGGAGUCCGUACAGGGCAUUGUAUAACUACCACCCUGUGAAUGGGGACGAAUUGGAGUUGAUCGAAGGUGACCUUGUGGAUGUCAUGGAGAAAUGUGAUGAUGGCUGGUUUGUAGGUACAUCUCGACGGACCAACAAUUUCGGAACAUUCCCCGGGAACUAUGUGCAACCGGCAUAAACUUUACCACCAGCAUGAGAACCUCCAUCACAGUAUUCCAGGCCUGAGUCCUCUCUCUCUCUCUCUCUCUCUCUCUCUCUCCCUCUGUUUUUUGCUAUGCCUUGUUUAUCUUGCUCUCUCUUUCGCUCGCGUUCUCUGUCACUGUUGCUGCUUUUCUCUCUCCCUUUGA